ACAUUUAGCAUUAUUUAACUAUUGGUUUCCAACAUGAAAUGUUCAAAUGUUCUUGGUGUUGGCACGGUCUUUUACCUAGCAGUAUCAGUAAUGGCUUUCUACAAAGGAUAUGAACCUUACGUCAUUGAUUGUCCCUAUCACGCUAUUCUACUGGAGCAAACGAAACCCAACGAACCACCACGCAUGCUGCAUUGUGGUGCCACAAUCAUCGGACCCAAAGUCGCAGUUACAGUAGCAAGUUGUUUCUAUGACAAGUAUUUUAACAGGCCAAGAACCAACAAAUUCUUUCUGCAAGCUGGAAUCACCUUUCGUCGCGAAGCAGGAGAAUUGAUUGAGGUCGACCAUCACGUCGACCAUCCAGAAUAUAAUCCCAACUCAACAGAUUACGACGUCUCACUCGUAUUUUUAAAGGAGUCACUAAAGUUUUCGAAGAACAUUGAACCAGCAACGAUUCCAGAGGAACCAGUUACGCCGGACAAAAUCGGUAGAGUGGUUGGAUUUGGACUAACUCAAGGAAGAGAUUUCAAAGGCGGUAUCACGCACUACCAAAGUCUGCGUUUAAUUGGGAUUGACGCGCCCUUGUAUUCUCAAGAAAAAUGCGUCAAUUUUUACGAGGGACAAUCUGAAGAAUAUCACGUAGAGCCAGAAAGGAUGUUUUGCGCAGGAAUGUUGCGUGGGGACUCGGAACAGUAUAUGUGUCCAGGUGACGAGGGUGCAGGUUUCAUCGUGGACGGUGCAUUGCAUGGAAUUCUGGCGUUUGGGCUGGCAUGUCACGGUCGAAAGAUACCAGAUGUAUACAUGAAUGUUUCAGUUCUAAAAAACUUCAUUCUUGAAAAUAAAGAUCAGUAGUUACUUACCUAAUCCUUGACUAAGAAUAUUUUCAUUUUUUUUUUUAUUAGAAUUGAUUUCAGCACGUUUUAAGCACUGUAGCUGCAAGGUUCGAUGUUUUAUUUGUUCGUUUUAGGAUUUAGUUUUAAGCACCAGUA
This is a messenger RNA of Zophobas morio, 986 nucleotides long. Its product is annotated as trypsin-1-like. The transcript is spliced from 2 exons. The record is from RefSeq and is a predicted model, not a curated record. Gene Ontology annotation, biological process: proteolysis. The coding region runs from base 34 to 849 and encodes 271 amino acids. NCBI's taxonomy places the organism in Eukaryota, Metazoa, Arthropoda, Insecta, Coleoptera, Tenebrionidae. Gene Ontology annotation, molecular function: serine-type endopeptidase activity.